GGUGAACUUAAACCUGAGCCGUGAUAGUAGGUAGCAUGACAGAACAUGUGAUCUACCAAAGCGAACGUUUUGUUUACCAAAGACAAUACAAUAUUCGUUCCUAAUAUACAGUAAACAAUAAUAAAUAGGUACAUUGGUUUGUUUUCCUCUACAAACAUGUCAGUAGACUGCUGUUUUCGACUAGUGUGUUUUAUUUACUACUGAAACAGCGCGCCUGUGCACGUGCCCGGUCGCGGUCGCGAUAACAACAAAUUAAUAUUACACACUGUGCUAACACUACCAUUUCUCAUUAAACGCCCGUUCGCUGCGGUCGAUUCCAAAAUAUUGUAACGGGCUAAAUUAGACGCAGAUCGAGGGGGUGUACGGAGCGUGACGAUACCAGGGUGACCGCGGUUCCCGUGGUAGCUGAACGUAAACAUCGCGUGAUCGAUAUCAACGUCGUCGCGUGCAGCACUCUGCUGGUAGCACCCGCUCUCGUGUAGUUGCCCGCCAUCCGAGUGGAGCGAUGCGCGUCUAACCAUCACAUCAGCAGGAACAAUGAGCACGCCUUGACCUUGUCGCGGCGCGGGGGGCAGGGCAUGAUGACGCCAGCGCGGCCGGCACGCGGUUCGGCUUUCGGGUGCGAUCCUUCGCGGAUGCUAUCCGUGUAAUCGGCGGUCAGUGCGAUUCCGAAGUUGUGUCAAAAAUACUGGGGCGGGUGGGCGUCUCCGCGACGCCGGGGACUCUCGCGACGCUCUCAUUCCGCGAGCCGGCGCCGCCGCCGACGCGCCUCGAACGACCGACCGACCGAGCCGACUCCCGCCGACCGAGUGUUCCGCGACAUGCGCGUGCACCGACAUGGGUAAUGUGCAGUGUUGCGCCAGUGGACGCUUCCUCCAAGGCAAGCUGCCCAACAAGCCCAAAGAAAAGACCAAAAAGAAGAAAGCCAAGGGAAUCUCCAAAAAAAAUAGCGGGGGUAGUGGUGGGAAGAAAAACGGAAACAGUGUUCAAAAAGUGGUAACCGUGGCUGAAGACGAGUCUGAGCGUGCUGCGCCAGCGGAGGCGCAGGCGCAGACCUUGCCAGCUGAGGAAGCCCCCAGUGUUGGUGAUCCCACGCUGAAAUCUCUACAGGGUGACACCUCACCACAACCUCAAGAGGACCAGGACUGCACGGAUGGAAUCGAACCGAGGACGGAGUCUAUGGCCGCUGCCAGGGAGAGAUUCUUUACUCAGGUACGUUCCGAAGAGUCCCUGCUUUCCCCGGAAAAGACUACCAAGAGUACAAGAUGGAUACCAGACGCAUUUUCACACGAUGGCGGCCACGGUCUGACACACAACGGGAGCACCAAGGAAAUGGCUUAUGUCAUGGAGAACCUAAAGAAAGGAGGCCUUGUCUCCCGUCAGAACCAGAGUCUAAAUACACAAGUUACAAGCUCUUCGAGUCAGCAGAUGGUGUCGAGUACGACGUCAAGCAGUGCUACAACAAGCCAAAGAGUCCAGGGUUCACAUCGACUACAGCAUUUGACGUCAGAAAUGAAGGCUAACUCUAUGAAAUCAGAUCUCACUGAGCUGAAGAGCUCAAUUUCUGAAAUGAAGAACUUAAGCAGCUCAGCUGCUAGGAACUUUAAUUCAGUAGGGACACGUCUACGAAGUUCAAUGGAAAACAUUGUCGACCAAGAUGACUUGGGGGACCGACAUUUGCCUAGUAUCGGUGAUCUUACUGAAAUCACCGAUAUGAGCGACAUGGGAGAUAUGUCUGAGCUCUCAGGCGAUGGGCCACUAGUUACGUUCCCAGAGUCCGACACUCCACCGCCGAUCACUGAAAAGCCGUCGUUAUUAUCAGCCAGCACGUCAGCCAUCGGCGCCAGCUCAGCUAAUGAGUUGAAGUACAGUACCGCCCGUGUCACAUCAGCUAGCUCGACUAGAGUCGUAGCUGAUGGAUACAGUGCUUCUAAAUCAGCAGCGAAUAGCGCAAACAUGCGAAAACUGCAACACGGUGACCUGCAAUACGCUGAGCAUAGCGCGGCCGGCGCAUCGCGACGGAUCUUGCAAGCUGAAGGACUUACUGCCGAACAGAAAGCUGCUUAUCAUCAAGAGCAGCGAUCGCUCAAAUCGGGGGAGGUGACAGCUCAAGAAGCAAACAACAUGUCAGCUUCCAGUUCUCGGCUACAGACGGAAGCCUUCAGUGCUGAAAAGAAGGCUAUGGCUACAGCCCAGGCUCGACAAACAGUGACAUCAAGUGGCAUGUACAGCCACAAGGAACACUCUAGCAUUGCUCAUUCUAAUAUGACAAUCUCUAGCAAAAAUAUGCACACAAAAUCAUCACUUUCUACCCAGAUGAGUCAGUUGCUAAAUGGAACCAUCAAACCGGGUGACGAAGAUUUGACUAACCUGACCUUUGAAGACUUAGAAAAAUUAAAUUCAAAUUCAAACCCAGGCGAUGUAGAGCUGGCAAUACAGAAAUACUCCACGAGAAUGAAUGCAUUUAUAACAUCUUGGAAGAAAAAUCAAAUAGACAUGAAAAACGCCUCCGUACAUUUUGACAAACUGAAUGAGAUGUUGAGGAGAGCAUGGGCCGUACCAACUCAUGGACACGAACUCGGAUUAUCGAUAUGCAAUACUUUGCGAGCGUCUGGAGGACUUGAUAUAUUAAUGGCUAAUUGUCUAGAAUCCAGUAACCCAAAACUUCAGUUUUCAUCAGCGAAAUUACUUGAACAGUGCCUUACGACAGAAAAUAGAGCUCACGUUGUAGAUAAUGGUCUUGAAAAGGUCGUUAACGUUGCCUGUGUUUGUACGAGAAACUCCAAUUCAGUUGAGCAUUCAAGAAUAGGCACCGGUAUAUUGGAACAUUUAUUUAAACACAGUGAAAGUACAUGCAGUGAUGUGAUAAACUUGGGAGGAUUGGAUGCCGUUUUAUUUGAAUGUAGAAAAAAUGAUGUAGAAACCUUGAGGCAUUGUGCUACCGCACUUGCUAAUCUAUCGCUAUAUGGCGGUGCUGAGAAUCAGGAAGCUAUGAUCAAAAGAAAAGUACCAAUGUGGCUAUUUCCACUAGCAUUUCAUAAUGACGAUAACAUCAAGUAUUACGCUUGUUUGGCAAUAGCAGUGUUAGUUGCAAACAAAGAAAUAGAAGCAGCCGUGUUAAAAUCCGGUACACUAGAAUUGGUUGAACCCUUUGUUACAACACACAAUCCAUCCGAUUUUGCAAAGUCAAAUUUGGCACAUGCCCAUGGUCAAAGCAAAAACUGGUUGCAAAGAUUGGUACCAGUAUUGAGCUCAAAAAGAGAAGAGGCGAGGAAUUUAGCGGCUUUUCAUUUCUGCAUGGAAGCGGGGAUAAAGAAGCAGCAAGGAAACACAGAGAUAUUUAAAGAUAUAGGAGCAAUAGAAUCAUUGAAGAAAGUAGCAAGCUGUCCAAAUGCUGUAGCAUCGAAAUACGCAGCUCAAGCUUUAAGACUGAUCGGUGAGGAAGUACCGCAUAAAUUGUCGCAACAAGUUCCUCUUUGGUCUAUAGAAGAUGUUAGGGAGUGGGUAAAACAAAUAGGUUUUGUAGAAUAUGCAAAUAACUUUUAUGAGAGCAGAGUUGAUGGAGACCUACUACUCCAAAUCACAGAACAGAAUUUGAAGGAGGACAUUGGAUUACAAAACGGAAUCAAACGAAAAAGAUUCACUAGAGAACUCCAACAAUUGAAGAAGAUGGCUGACUACACUUCUCGAGACACAGGUAGCCUGAACGACUUCCUGCAGACUAUCGGUCCUGAGUACACGAUAUACACGUACGCCAUGCUGAACGCGGGCGUAGACAAGGAGUCUAUCAGGGGAUUGAGCGACGAGCAACUUGAGAACGAGUGUCGCAUUGGAAACAGCAUACAUCGAUUGAGGAUUCUCAACGCAAUUAGAGCGUAUGAAAGUUCUCUGCCAAGUAAAGGAGAAGAAAUCAUGGAGAAGAAUUUAGACGUAUUCGUUAGUUACCGAAGAUCGAAUGGGUCUCAACUGGCGAGUCUGCUGAAGGUCCACCUUCAGCUGCGAGGAUUCACCGUAUUCAUAGACGUGGAGAGGCUGGAGGCCGGCAAAUUCGAUAAUAACUUGCUGCAGAGCAUACGACAAGCAAAGCAUUUCUUGCUGGUCUUGACGCCCAAUGCUCUGGAUAGGUGCAUCAAUGAUAACGAACAGAAAGACUGGGUUCAUCGGGAAAUCGUGGCAGCGUUGCAGUCGCAGUGCAACAUCGUCCCAAUCAUAGAUAACUUUGACUGGCCGAACGCGGAGGAGCUUCCAGAAGACAUGAGGGCUGUGUGUCACUUUAAUGGAGUGAGGUGGAUCCACGACUACCAGGAUGCCUGUGUGGAGAAACUAGAAAGUUUUCUCCGUGGCAAAUCGAAUCUAGCUGGCUCGCAAAGGCUGGAUGGAGCAUUCCGAGGUCGCAGCGAGGUGCAGACGCCAAGCACAGCCACGAUAGGGCGAGGUCCGCCUAACUACCAGCGGAUGACUUCUUGCGAAAGCCGUGGUAGCGACAAGGCAGAUUGACUAGAACCGUCCAUACACACACGGCCGCCUAUUAGGCCACGACGAAGCCGCCAAUCAUCCCUGGGAAAAGCUUUACCUGCAACUUCACAGAGUUGCGAUCAAUUGUCCAGUAGUAGCACAUCCAAAACGGCGUCCCCUGAAAAAUCACUGUAUAGCUUGCCGGAGAGACUAUCCGAAAGUAGUGACAAUCUAGACGCUGAAGAAUUAGAGAAGUCUUCACGUAGGUGCCGCAGCUGUGAAGGCAUAUUAGAGGCGGAUGAAAACACGCACAUGCAGCUUUCCCUGUCUGCACCCUUAGACGCUGCCACGCAAACCAAGCGAAAGAAGAAUUUCAUGGACAGAUGUGUUAAUAAAGUGAGACUGUGCUGAUGGUCGGCAAACGGACGUACAUGUGUUCUAGAGUGUGUAUGGAAUGUGAUCACAUUAGGACCUAUAUCGAAUAUUUAUGUGAAUUUUAAUUAUAAAGUACAAAAGUGUGCACAAUCUGUAUAUAUUUUGUGUAUGCCAUUUUUAGUUAAGUUAGUUUUGACAACAAUAAUUGUAAUUGGUAAUCUAUAAAAUGUAAUCUCAAAGUCAUGAAUGCACGCAUGUGAUGCACCUUGUUAUGAACUGAACUAAUGUUUGCUACCCUGCUGUGUUUUAAGAGCAUAGCACGAGGUGACGACGCAAAGAAUGUAGCCAGUUUCAAUGGUUUAAGUAUGGCAAAUUGCUUAGCAUUUCCUUAACCAGGCAUUAUUUUAUUAUCUCUCUAUCUCUUCACUCUCUAUGUAUAGAAUUUACGAAAUGAAUUUAUGGAUGUAUUUUUAAUAUCUUGCCAAUAAAGUAUUUACGAAAAUAAAUUAUUAAAGUAAACAUAGAAUUCUUAUGACUUGCAUAUUGUGAUAGAUUAGAUCUUUAAAAAUUGUAUUAACAACAAUUCGUUGUACAGUCAUAAGUUUCUCGAAAUUAUGAAAUCUGCUAGUGCCUUUUAUUAAUUUAUUGCUUUAACAUUGUAAAAAGAUCGCCCGAAUAUAACAUUUCCUUAUCAUUCUUUACAUGUACAAAAUAUUAUUUUAUUAUAUUUUAGUUUAUAAUGUAGGCAUUCACUAGUAUGAGUUUAACCGCAAUAUUUACUUUGGCGAAAAUAUAUUUAUGUACACUAGCUAGGUCUAACUACAAAAUAAAUAGUAUUAUUAAAA
Messenger RNA from Plodia interpunctella (Indianmeal moth), 5675 nucleotides. It is a transcript of the gene Sarm, whose product is annotated as Sterile alpha and Armadillo motif. Gene Ontology annotation, cellular component: dendrite. The coding region runs from base 838 to 4497 and encodes 1219 amino acids. NCBI's taxonomy places the organism in Eukaryota, Metazoa, Arthropoda, Insecta, Lepidoptera, Pyralidae. Gene Ontology annotation, molecular function: protein binding; signaling adaptor activity; NAD+ nucleosidase activity. The transcript has 12 exons. The record is from RefSeq and is a predicted model, not a curated record. Gene Ontology annotation, biological process: response to axon injury; negative regulation of MyD88-independent toll-like receptor signaling pathway; signal transduction.